GCAAAAAUUGUGGUUCCUGUAAUUCUCGUUUUUCAGUUAAAUACAACAACCUCAAAACAUGCUAACCUUCUCUCUCAUUCUCAGUUUCAGCUCCAGAAGAUUCUUUCUGUGUAGAUUCCUCAACUUCUUACACGAUCAAAGGUAACUUGGUAUGGGAGUUGUGACUGUUUCUAGCUCAGCUGCUCGGUCUCCAUUAGGAUUGAAUACCAAGUUUUCCAGUCACCAUUCCGCACUGAAGAGACAUUUAAUCGUAGCGUUUAAAGGUGAUAAGCCGAAUGACUCAGCUUUGGUUGCGAAUCGAGAAAAAAAUCCCAUGGCGAUUGAAAUGGCCAGGACGCAGAGGAAAAGGAUAGGAAAAACUAGUAAAGUACCUAAGAAAGCGAGAGCUGUUACACAGGAAACUUCACCGUCUUCAUUGGAUGUAGACUACAGUGAAGCUGCUGCCAUACUUGAAAAUAUAUACAAACUCAGUCCUGCAUCUGAUACUGAAGACUGCAAAGAUAGAAAAAUUAAAAGAGUCUCCCGGAGGGGAAGGAGGGUCGGCGAAGACAGUGAAGAAAAAGAGGUAAAGAAUGAUAGGGUAGUCAGGAACAAGAAUAUGAAAGCAAAACGAUUGAGUCUUAAUGAGAGGAUUGCAAUGAAAAAGAACGAAAGUGGGGAUGUAGAUGUAGUCAUUCCAACUCGAAAGAAGAGAAAUGUUCAAAACAGAGUCGAGAAGAUUGAUGAACUUGUUAGGGAAUAUUCAGGGACAACUGAUCUAGCCAGUUUGGACUGGAAAAAAAUGAGAAUACCUGCAGUUCUUCCUUCUUCAGAACAUGCUUGGUUGUUCAAAUUGAUGCAACCUAUGAAGGUAUUUCUUCAAGUGAAGGAUAGUUUACAGAAGGAGCAAGGAAGAGAACCAACAGAGGGGGAAAUAGCUGAUGCAACAAACAUGAAUGUCUCUCAAGUCAAGAAAGCGAUAGAGGUUGGCCGAGCUGCAAGAAACAAGCUCAUAAAGCACAACCUCCGGCUUGUCUUGUUUGUGAUCAACAAAUAUUUUGCGGAUUUCGCUAAUGGACCAAGGUUUCAAGAUCUUUGUCAGGCAGGGGUUAAGGGACUUAUUACUGCAAUUGAUCGUUUUGAGCCAAACCGGAGAUUUCGGCUAUCUACAUACAGUUUGUUUUGGAUAAGACAUGCUAUCAUUCGUUCCAUGACCCUCUCAAGCUUCACACGUGUUCCCUUUGGACUUGAAUCGGUUAGAGCGGAGAUCCGGAGAGCUAAAGCCGAGUUAACAGUUGAGCUUCAAAGGCAACCAACGGAGGAAGAAAUACUAGAAAAAGUUCAGAUAUCCCCUGAAAGAUACCACGAUGUAAUGAAGGCUUCAAAGCCCGUUCUUUCGCUGCACUCGAGACAUAAAACCACACAAGAAGAGCUUAUUAAUGGGGUUGUUGAUGAUGAGGGUGUUAAUGGUGAUAAUCGGAAGCAACCUGCUCUACUAAGGCUUGCUCUAGAUGAUGUGCUUGAUUCCUUGAAGCCCAAAGAGAGCUUGGUGAUAAGGCAGAGAUUUGGACUUGAUGGGAAGGGUGACAGAACGUUGGGAGAAAUAGCUGGGAACUUGAAUAUUUCAAGGGAAAUGGUAAGAAAGCACGAAGUCAAGGCUCUCAUGAAGCUCAAGCAUUCUGCUCGAUUGGACUAUCUUCGUCGCUAUGUUGUAUAAAAAUUCAACUAAUCUACAUAUAUGCUUCCCUUAUAGAAAUAAUUGUGCCAUCAUGGGAAUCUCCAUGCUUUACCUAGUCCUACACUAGAUUGUUAAUUUGUAUGUAUCACCAGUCACUUGUAUAUUCAUACUCUUGUAUGAUAGACUUGAAAUUGCACAACGUAUAUAACCCUAUACAGUAUACAUGUUACUGUAAUUGUUACAUGUCAUCCUUUAAUGAAAUUACAUUCUUAGUUAACAA
This is a messenger RNA of Lotus japonicus, 1937 nucleotides long. Its product is annotated as RNA polymerase sigma factor sigE, chloroplastic/mitochondrial. The transcript is spliced from 6 exons. Gene Ontology annotation, biological process: DNA-templated transcription initiation; regulation of DNA-templated transcription. Gene Ontology annotation, molecular function: DNA-binding transcription factor activity. Bases 152 to 1696 code for a protein of 514 amino acids. Lineage: Eukaryota; Viridiplantae; Streptophyta; Magnoliopsida; Fabales; Fabaceae. The record is from RefSeq and is a predicted model, not a curated record.